This is a messenger RNA of Glossina fuscipes, 2107 nucleotides long. RefSeq names its product coiled-coil domain-containing protein 97. The record is from RefSeq and is a predicted model, not a curated record. Bases 1 to 1188 code for a protein of 395 amino acids. Lineage: Eukaryota; Metazoa; Arthropoda; Insecta; Diptera; Glossinidae. The transcript has a single exon.
AUGUCACCUUCAAUUACAAAAGUCGAUGAUGAAAAUGACCAAAACGCUUCGUACGAAAUCUAUCAAAAUCCAAGGAGAUCAUCAAACAUACCCAACGAAAUAAUUGAAAUUUUUGAAUACUUAAGUACAAAUUCUAAAAUCGUAUUUAAAUCACAGCAACGAAAUGAACCUGAACUUUUGCUAAAUGAAAAAGUGAAAUUGGCUCAAGAUAUCUAUGAACGAAAUCCACAAACUUUCCUACUUCGGUUCGGUACGUACUUACAAGAAAAACAUCUGCAGAAUUUUGCUCGCCUCGCUGUAGCUCAAAGUGACCAAGAAUUACAUCACAUUGUCCGAGAUUAUCAAACAAAAUUAAAAACGCGUGAACAAGAUAUCAAGAACCGUCGAUAUGCUGCCUUACAAAAACUUAUAAAAGAAGGAGAGUAUUUUAGCGAGCAGGAAAUGAUGAAAAGAGCUCCAGAGUUAUAUCAAGAAUUGGUGGGUCAGUACCUGAGUUUGGCGGAGAUAAAAGAACGUGAUAGUUAUGAUGUACGCAAUACAAGCUUUUCCGGUAUAUUAAUACACACUAUGGAAUGUAAAGAAUUAAGCGAAGUAUUAGAAAAAGCUAAGGAACAGUUGGAGAACGAAACCGAAACGCAAGAAGAUUUCAAAAUCGACGACAACACCGACGGGGAUCAAUUGGAUAACUUUCAAGUUUGCCAGAACCAAUGUGAUAGAGAAGAUCUCUCCGUUCCUGCUAGCUAUCGUCAACAAUGGGGAAAUUUUGAUAAUGAAAGUAUUGCUUGUUCUUCUACUCGUCUACCAAAUAUGAAGAAAAAAACAGAUCCGCCCUUUACAAAUAAUGGAAAGUCGUUAAAUAAUCUUAUAACUGCUGGUGAAAGAGAACUUUUAAAGCAGGAAUUUAUUAGUUUGAUGCAUGAACGAUUUCUAACAGAACAGGAUGAAGAUUUCGAUUACAGUACAGUGGACGACAAUACAAAUUUUGAUGACUUGCAGCAAAUUAAUCAAGAUAAAGAAGAUAAAUAUUUUGCUGAAAGCGAUGACGAUAAUAAUGUUGAUGAUGUCGAAGCACAGACAACGGACAAUGAAAUGUUCGAUAUAAAUGAAGAUAAUGCAAGAGAAUCGGAGGACGAAUUGGAUAUUUAUAUGAACCACUUAAGUAAACAUCAUAGUCUGCAAAAGCAAUAGGACUCACGAAAUAACAAUCGUCUGAAGAUUAAUCGGUUUAGAUCUUAUGAGUAUUGGUAUGGUUUAAUUUCGUACAUCUUCAAAUCUACAAAUAUGAGUAUUUGCCAAGACGUCUAUUGCAUCUGUAAUUGCAACAAAAAUAAUACACCGCAGCACUACAGUACAAAAAGUAACAUACAUAAUAUAUUCGAAAAGUAUUUUCAUUAAUAAAAUAUUGAAAAGUUUACUUAUGCAAACGAAGCUGAGGAAUGUGCGGUCCUUGUGGAGUGAUUCAAGGAAGUUUAGAAAAACGGAAUUCAACGAAAGUAAAAAUAUUCACGAUAGGCGAAAUCGGCCGAUUUGUGUUAAUAUAGUUUUUGUCAAUUCAUCCAACAAUCCCCGGGGAAAUUUAAACACCUUAUAAUCAAAAUGUAAUUUUGUGAAUGAUUGCCCUUAAACAUCUAAUUAUUACUUAAGAAGCUAUGCAGCUUCAAUAUUAUUAUUAUUCACAAAACUUUCCAAUGAAUCUUGAAUACAAUUUUUUGGAAGCAUUACUUGAUCAGCUAUAUAGAGAAGAAAAACAAAUUUCUUAACACCACACAUUACAAGAAAGUGCGUGAAAACCUAAUCCUGCAAGGCAAGCGCAAUGAUGGAAGGCAUUGAAAACGAUGACAAGAAAAUGAAAAAUUUUACCUUAUCAAAGAGAGAAAUACGAUAGGAUGUUGAGGAUUGAGCUUAUUUCAAGUUAAAUUAAAGAGAAACUUAACUCGAGAUUUCGAUGUUUUAGGGUAAAUUUCAAGUUAGCGAGUUAUUUCAAGCGAUUUCAACCGUCAAGCAGUUUUUUAACCAUCAUCCGGCAUUUAUACCUUCAAUGCGCUACGGAUAAAGGGCACAAACACGACAAAACUUCAGCAGGUUUAAAUUUAAGAGAACUUUGCAA